GGAAGUGAAGAAUAUCUUUAUCUGCUCUUGGAGUUCUCGACAAAUUUGCUCGUAUAUUAAUAUUAGAUUAGAUUGAUUAGAUCUAAUCUAGAUCUAGAGAUAUCCUCUAGACUAGAAUCUAGAUGUUAUCUGGAAUUUAGACUAUCUAUUCUAGAUUAGAUCUGUCUCUCUUCAUCGUGUCUAGAUCUGUUUCAAGUGUUUGUUACACUUACAGUACAUCUAUCUAGUCAAGCUCUAGCCUAGAUAACUAACAAAAAAUUGUACCAAGUGAGUGUGUGAAGUGUGUCCAAGGCAAUAAUUAUAUAAUUUAAGUUUAUAAUAAAGUUUAUUAAGGCCCAGGAUGGCACAUUUUGUGUAUCCUACUGCUAAUCCCAUGGCUCAGGUAGCACCAUCAGCACAGGGCUAUCCUUCAGCUCAAAGUGCUUAUGUAGCCACACCUCAAGCUGCCUAUGCUGCAACUGCAGCUCAACCAAGAGCUGGACAGACCUAUGAAAGUUACCCUUCUGCUGCUUCUGCAGCUGUUCAUCCUUCAACACAGUAUGCUUAUUCGAGAACACAGGUUGCUGUUACGAGUGCCUUCUCCUUGCAACCUACCGUGACAUAUGAUCAGUCUAAAACUUAUUACCAACCCACUGCUGCCACUACCUAUUCAGCAGCUGCUGACCCUCAGUUCCAGGCUGUUGGCCUUUCUUUAACGACAGCAAAGCCAGCUUUUAGUACUGGAGCAACAUUUGCCAGUGCUCAACGCCAGGCUGCAGUGGCGCCAAAAGCUCAAGCUAUACCUGUGUCAUCUACUGGUACCAGCUAUGUGUACUCCUCCACUACUCCAACAGUGACAACAUAUUCCACCACUGGCUACACUGCUACCACAACUCCUCAAUCCAGUAUUUCAAUAGGUUAUGAUGCUGCCCUAUACUCAGCUGCAAGCAAUUAUUAUAGCCAACAACAGCAAGGUAAAACUGGGACUCCGUCUUGGAUGGUUAAAAAGACUCCAGCUGGUGGAAAUCAGUUCAAGCCCAAACCUAAAGGUCCUCCCAAGGCACCACAGUUGCACUAUUGUGAUGUGUGUAAAAUCAGCUGUGCUGGUCCACAAACCUAUCGGGAACAUUUGGAAGGCCAGAAACACAAAAAGAAAGAAGCAGCUCUUAAAGCAAGCCAGCCAUCAGGCCGCCAGUCACACAACCAAAUGAGGUGUGAGCUUUGUGAUGUCACUUGUACUGGCCAAGAUGCAUAUGCUGCUCAUAUUCGUGGAGCUAAACAUCAGAAGGUUGUGAAGCUGCACACCAAACUGGGCAAACCUAUUCCUUCUGCUGAGCCAGUUGUGUCAACGAAUAAAUCAUCUGGAAAGACCACUGCAAAAGCUGCUACUGUACCAACAGCAACAGUUGCCAAGAAAGUUUUGCCUGCACCAAAAAUCAAUUUUGUGGGUGGAACCCAGCUGAAGACAUUGGCAGGAAAACCAGAAGAAGUUAAAACUGCAACUACAACAACAACAACUGCAGUUGGCUCUGUAGAUGCUGCAUCCAUGUCAGAUGAUGAUGGCGAUGAAAGCAACUCAGCUUCUGAAAAGGAUGUGACACCUGUUGGACAUGAAUACAUUGAAGAGAUCAAAAAUGAGAUAGGAAAACUAGUUAGCUUCAAUUGCAAACUAUGCGAUUGCAAAUUUAAUGAUCCAAAUGCAAAGGAAAUGCAUCUGAAAGGAAGAAGACAUAGACUUCAGUUCAAGAAAAAGGUAGACCCUAAUCUUCAAGUUGAAGUUAAGCCUAGUAUUCGCGUGAGAAAAAUACAGGAAGAUAAAAUGCGCAGACAAGCACAAAAGGAAGAGUUUUGGCGACGCAAAGAACAACAAGAGCGCUUACGUGAAGAAAUGAGAAUGGAAGAUGAAAUAUACUGGGGUCACAGGCGAAUGGAAAUGAUGGGUGGUCCUAUACCUCCUGAAUUUAUGGACUGGCAGAGAUUUGGACCAAUGGGUCCUAUGAUGAGAGCACCUUUUCCUAUGCAUCCUAUGUUGCGACGACCUGACUCAUCAGAUGAUAGACAUGUUAUGACUAAACAUCACAGCAUUUAUCCAACAGAAGAAGAGCUGCAAGCAGUUCAGAACAUUGUUUCAGCAUGUGAAAAAGCACUAAAACUAGUGUCAGAUGUUUUAGCAGAUAAUGACACAAAAGACAAAAAGGCAGAAAAACCUGAUACUAAGAAAGUGGCAGUUAAAAUUGAAACUACCAGUGAAACAGAAAAAGAAGGAGAAAAGAAAGAGAAAGAAAAAGAAGAAUCUACUGCUACUCGUGUAUUGAAAGGUGUGAUGCGUGUGGGUGUAUUAGCCAAAGGACUACUGCUGCAUGGUGACUUGAAUGUUAAUCUUGUGGUACUUUGUUCUGAAAAACCUACACGAACCAUAUUGGAACAGGUGGCUGAUGCAUUACCUAAACAGCUUCAAACUGUCACUAGUGAAGUGUAUGAAGUGAGACGUUGUGUGGAGGAAGCUGCUAUAAUUGUCAGUAGUGAUGUGGAACCCCAGACAAGCUGUACUAUAACUCUGACCUCUCCAAUAAUGAGAGAGCAGAAUCAGCCUGAAGGAGAGACGGUUAACGUCAAAGACCCACCAGAUGUCCUCGACAGGCAGAAAUGCCUAGAUGCUCUAGCUGCCUUACGUCAUGCUAAAUGGUUUCAGGCUAGAGCUAAUGGGCUUCCAUCAUGUGUGAUCAUCAUUAGAAUCCUGAGAGACCUUUGUCAACGAGUACCAUCCUGGGCACCACUGAAUGAAUGGGCUAUGGAACUUCUUGUAGAGAAAUGUGUCAGCACUGGAGGGAUCAACAUGGCACCUGGAGACUCUCUGCGAAGAGUUUUUGAAUGUAUUUCAUCUGGAAUAUUUUUACCUGGUGGUCCUGGGUUGUAUGAUCCUUGUGAAAAGGAAGCUUAUGAUGUGACAGCAACAUUGACUAAUCAGCAACGUGAAGACAUAACAGCCCUUGCUCAGCAUGCAUUGAGGCUAAUAGCAUUCCGUCAGAUUCACAAAGUAUUAGGCAUGGAUCCUCUGCCAGCACCAAGAUUCCCUACAAAACGGUUCAGCAACAGAAAACGAAGGCACACCAAUAGUACAGGAGAAGAAGGAGCUGAAAAGAAGGAUCGCAAGGAGAAAGAUGGGGAAACAACUGCCCAGUAAUAAGAAAUGAAACUUUGUUUACAAGAGUACGAAAAAAUGUUUUGUAAAUACUGGAUUAUACUUGUUUUUACUUUUAUAUGUCAACCAUUGUUGAAAUUCUUGAUUGCAUUUAAAACUGGAUGUUGAAACAUUUCAUAGUACAGAUAGGAAUCUCUUUUCAUAGCAUGUUCUUUUGUUUUUUAACCAUCAACUUCAAGUGAGAGUUUGUUUUAAUGUCAUAGCAUUGUCUUUAGUUUUAUAACCAUCAACUUCUAGUGAGAGAUUGUUUUUUUUUUUUUUUUUUUUUCAGUUCAUCAUUUUUUUUUUUACUCAAGGCUUGUAACAUUAAAUGUUUAUUUUGUUUGUUUAUCAACAACUGAUGAGAAUGUUCUUGGUUGUUUCAAGUGUUUUUUUUUUUUUUUGGUGUCUUUUACAUCUCUUUUCAAAUUCUUUGGAAACUUCCUUGCUGACAUCUGGUUUGUGUACAUAGUUAUAUCCAACAGAAGCAACAUUUUAGGUUAUUCAAUAAAGCUUUUUUGGUUCUGAUAUGACUUGCAUUGAUCUAAUAACAAGCUUCAAAAGAUUAUUUCCUUUUGAUAGCUCAGAUGUUUCUUUGGCCAGCAUUUGUCCAAUUAUUCCUUUCCAAAUAUUUGCUUUGUGGAUUGUUAACUCUAAUGACUUUUAUUUUGGUCCCAAUAUACACUAUUCAGUUUCUUAAACUCCUUGAAGCUGCUUGUAGAGUUUGUGUUCAACAUUUUGCAUGUUUUCAUGGCCAAAUGUUCAUUAAUGACUAAACGUUGGUUCUCAAAAGAUAUUGUUUUGUAAUGUCCAGAAACUUGCCAGCUACUUUCAGUUAUCAAGUUUUGGAAUCAAAGUUGACAUUUUUAUCUGUUCAUUAUAAUGUUCAAAGAAAUUUUGAUGUUGUUUCAAUAAAUGUCAAAAUUGCAGAA
This is a messenger RNA of Biomphalaria glabrata, 4092 nucleotides long. Its product is annotated as zinc finger RNA-binding protein-like. The record is from RefSeq and is a predicted model, not a curated record. Lineage: Eukaryota; Metazoa; Mollusca; Gastropoda; Planorbidae. Gene Ontology annotation, cellular component: precatalytic spliceosome. Bases 341 to 3163 code for a protein of 940 amino acids. Gene Ontology annotation, molecular function: zinc ion binding; single-stranded RNA binding; double-stranded RNA binding. The transcript has 23 exons.